CGUGCGUUCUCCAUGCUCAACUCCGCCCGUGCAUAUAUGAAAGGCAGACUGUCUCUAUUGUGCAAGCGAGCGAACGUUUACUUACGCACCACACUUUGGACUAUAAAGCUGUCACGUACCUAAGGAUUCCUACAUAUACAAGCCUACCUGCGUAGCUCACGGAGGGACGCAGGCGUCUACGUUUUAACACAGCAGAAGCACUUCGACGGGAGGAAGAUGAGAAGAAGAAUAUAGCAUGGCUGCUCGAGAACAUUCCCAAGAAAUUCAGGCCGGUACGCCACCCGCUUCGCCGCCAGUCCUAGAAGAACCCUACAGCAUCUUCGACAAGCGACAGAAGGCUUUGAUCGUUACCAUUGUCUCGACUGCCGCGACCUUCUCCGGCUUCGCUUCUAACAUCUACUUCCCUGCGCUUCCCACCAUUGCUCGCGACCUGGAUAUUUCGAUCGAGCUCGUGAAUCUCACCGUGACUUCCUACCUUCUCUUCCAAGGCCUGGCACCCAGCCUUUGGGGUCCUAUAUCCGACGUCAAGGGGCGCCGAAUUGCGUACUGCUGCACCUUCUUGGUGUUUCUCGGCGCAUGCGCCGGCCUGGCACAGACGAAGAAUUAUGCCACCCUGCUAGUGUUAAGAUGCUUGCAAAGCACAGGCAGCGCAAGCACCAUCGCAAUCGGGUCUGGCGUGAUCGGAGAUAUCACUACGCGCGCAGACCGCGGAGGUUUCAUGGGGAUCUUUCAGGCCGGGUUGCUGGUGCCCGUUGCGGUGGGACCGAUCAUCGGGGGUGCUAUAGCCGGAUCUUUGGGGUGGAGGGCGAUAUUCUUGUUUCUAACUAUUUACAGCGGCGCCUUUCUUCUCGCGCUGAUUCUCCUCCUUCCUGAAACGCUCAGGUCAAUUGUUGCGAACGGGGGCCGGACGCCGUCCAGCCCCAUCGCUAGAUAUCCCCUUUCCUGCUACCAAAACACCACCAAGAUCGAGUGGGAUCCGCGAGCAACUCCGCCACAGCCAACAGCAAGCAAACGCGUCGACAUUCUAGGGCCUUUCCGCAUCCUGGCUAGCAAGCACGCGACCCCUAUCAUUGUUUUCCUCGCGGUGUACUAUGCUGUGUGGCAGAUGAGCAUCACUGCCAUGUCUUCCCUUUUCGAGGAGCGAUACGGCCUUGGCGAAACCCAGAUCGGACUGACAUUCAUCGCCAACGGUGUCGGGUCUAUGAUAGGAACACUCGUCACCGGCAAAGCCCUCGACAUGGACUACCGGCGCGUUAAAGCCAAGCAUGAGGCUCGGUCAGCUCAACCCGACGCCGAAGUAGGUAGCGACGCAAAUCCGUCUGUGACCAGUCCCGAGGUCCAGUUUCCACUCGAAAAGGCACGCCUUCGGCUAGUCCCUGUCUUCUCCCUCAUCCAGUGUCUGUCUAUCGUGCUGUUCGGCUGGACCAUUCAAUACUCCGACCACGUCCACAUUGCCGUUCCUAUUAUAUCUACCUUUAUCACUGGCUGGACUGCUGUCUCUACGCAGUCCGUUGUCAUGACUUACCUUGUCGACGUUUUCUCUGACAGGAGCGCUGCGGCUAGCGCCAGUCUGAAUCUGGCCCGAUGUCUACUAGCUGCCGCUGGCACUAGUCUUGUGAUGCCCCUGAUAAACAGCACCGGGGUCGGGCUGGCAUUUACCAUCUCCGCUAUUGUCCAAGUGAUCGCGUUGCUGGGUGUGGCCGUACAAUGGAAAUUUGCCGGCGCGUGGAGGAGAGAAACAGAAAUGCAAAAGAAACGAGGAGAGUAGGGGCAUGGGACUGCCCAGGGUAGAAUGUCUGACGGUGUACCGUUGUCUUCCUUCUCUUGUACAGUCAUCGGUAUUAGAGUAUUAUAGAGUUCUCUUAUGUUGGAAUAUCAUGGGUUGAGAACAACAUGCUGCUAGUAAGGACUGAUGAAUAUUAUUAUCAUAGAAUACGGAAAUACCUAGGCAAUCACCAUUGA
This is a messenger RNA of Durotheca rogersii, 1962 nucleotides long. RefSeq names its product MFS general substrate transporter. The record is from RefSeq and is a predicted model, not a curated record. Gene Ontology annotation, biological process: transmembrane transport. Gene Ontology annotation, molecular function: transmembrane transporter activity. Bases 236 to 1768 code for a protein of 510 amino acids. Lineage: Eukaryota; Fungi; Ascomycota; Sordariomycetes; Xylariales; Xylariaceae. The transcript has 2 exons.